AGGAAAAAGAUGUCUUCGAGUCGCAAGCAUCAUCUGAAGAGUUUGAUGCUGGCCAUCGCUAAAGGUUUACUGGAGGAGGAGGAGAGGGAACAAGAGGAGGAGAGGACGAGGUACAUGGCUGAGAACUGCCCUCAUGUGUCCAUGCCCAGGAGCAUGCAGGAGCUGCAGGAGCUGUGCAGGGAGAUCAACCACAAGAUCGACGUGAUCGAUGAGGAGAGAUACGACCUGGAGAUGAAAGUCAACAAGUCCAACAAGGAGAUCGACGACCUGAAGAUCAAAGUUCAGGAUCUCAUGGGCAAAUUCAAGAAGCCCGUCCUGAGGAAAGUGCGUAUGUCCGCUGACGCCAUGCUGAAGGCUCUGCUGGGCUCCAAACACACGGUCAACCUGGACCUGAGGGCCAACCUGAAGCAGGUCAAGAAGGAGGUGAAAGAGGAGGAUAAGGAACUGCGUGACGUCGGUGACUGGCGUAAAAACAUUGAAGACAAAUCCGGUAUGGACGGGAGGAAGAAGAUGUUCGAGGCCGAGGCUUAA
Molecule: messenger RNA, 531 nt
Organism: Seriola dumerili (greater amberjack)
Lineage: Eukaryota; Metazoa; Chordata; Actinopteri; Carangiformes; Carangidae
Gene: tnni2a.1
Product: troponin I2, fast skeletal type
Exons: 5
Coding region: 10-531 (173 amino acids)
Biological process (GO): muscle contraction
Cellular component (GO): troponin complex
Source: RefSeq, a predicted model, not a curated record